CGCCUCCCCUGUCGCCUCCGUCACAUGCCAAAAAUGGGUGGUGUCAAGAAGGGUUGGGUGCGUCAAUUCGUCGUAGUUUGAGACUUUAAAUUAUUUCUAUACAUCUCGCAAGAUCGCAAUGCCUUGCCGUCUGUGUAUGUUUCGCAAGUUCUCGAUAUGAGAGAUGAAGAAUUCAGCGUCAGCUCCGUUCGCGAUUCUGACGUAAUACACGCUACAAAGAAGGACAUUCCGUGUAUAUUUAGGAUAACUACGUCGUUAUUGGAGCCUCCUGGAUUGAGAAAUCAUACAUUAAUGUUGGCGGAUACGGAGAGUGAAAAAACAAAAUGGGUGGUAGCCUUAAGUGAGCUUCAUAGAAUUUUAAAGAGAAACAAUCUUCCAAACACAACGGUAUAUACUUAAUAAUUGCAAAUAUUGUAACAUAGUUCUUCUUUGUCUUUCCCUUUUCCAUGUUCUUUUACUCUCUUUUUCAUACUUUUAAUUAUUAUCGACGGAAAGCUGUAAAUGUCACUUUUUAUGAGUAUAAAUGUCAAGACUAUUAACACUAUUCUAAACUUUCUUUUCAGGUAAACAUAAAUGGGAUAUUGAAAUGGGAUGUGACAAGAUACAAAGUUUAUCGUUAUCAAGCCUUAUUAGCAAGUGCAAAACUCAUUACAACGUAUAUCUGCCAGUUAAUACGAAAUCUUACAAUUUACUGGCAAUAAAAAUUUACAUUUCCUGUCCAAUAUGCAAAUCAGCGUCCUUGGCCGCGUCCUCGUCCUCUCUGUUCCCUGCCUCGCUGUCCCCUAAAUGGUAUUCAAGCAAUUGUAUCUGUCCGCGAGGUUUCAUCUCUCGCGUCGUUUUCCGCUCUUGAAUUUAUUCUAAACUUUCUUUACAGGUAAAUAUAAAAAAAUGGGAUAUUGAAAUGAGAUGUGACAAGAUACAAAGUUUAUUGUUAUGAAGCUUUAUUACCAAUUACAAAAUUGUGUAUCUGAUUACAACGUAUAUCUGUCAGUUAAUUAUACAAAAUCUUAUUUUGAAUACGAAAAAUCUCGAAACUGAUGUAACUAUUCACUGGCAAUAAAAAUUGACGUUUCCUGUCCAAUAUGCAAAUUCGCGUCCUUGGCCGCGUCCUCGUCCUCUGUCCUCUGCCUCGCUGUCCUCUGCCUCGCUGUCCCCUGCCUCGCUGUCCCCUUCCGCCUUUUUCCCAUCGAGCUGAAAAAUGUAAAAUG
This is a messenger RNA of Vollenhovia emeryi, 1208 nucleotides long. Its product is annotated as serine/threonine-protein kinase Genghis Khan-like. Gene Ontology annotation, biological process: actomyosin structure organization; peptidyl-threonine phosphorylation. Bases 157 to 399 code for a protein of 80 amino acids. Gene Ontology annotation, cellular component: cytoskeleton; cytoplasm. NCBI's taxonomy places the organism in Eukaryota, Metazoa, Arthropoda, Insecta, Hymenoptera, Formicidae. The transcript has 2 exons. The record is from RefSeq and is a predicted model, not a curated record. Gene Ontology annotation, molecular function: protein serine/threonine kinase activity.